Vespula vulgaris is the source of this 2869-nucleotide messenger RNA. RefSeq names its product protein arginine N-methyltransferase 9-like. NCBI's taxonomy places the organism in Eukaryota, Metazoa, Arthropoda, Insecta, Hymenoptera, Vespidae. The record is from RefSeq and is a predicted model, not a curated record. Gene Ontology annotation, molecular function: protein binding; protein-arginine omega-N monomethyltransferase activity. The coding region runs from base 1 to 2577 and encodes 858 amino acids. The transcript is spliced from 8 exons. Gene Ontology annotation, biological process: peptidyl-arginine methylation.
AUGAAGGAAAUUCGUGAAGUCGGAACUACCUGUAUUUAUUUUGAUAACAUAACAUAUUUCUUUUUCUUAUUUUUUUUUUCUGUAUUUUUUAUUACUUUAAUCAUUAAAUAUCAUCAUAUUUACUUGCUGAUUGGAACUGUCAUAGUAUAUAUACAUAGAUAUGUCAGGCGCAGAUACUUUGUUUUCAUACCUAUGACUAACAAGCAUAGUUUAUUACAACACGUUUGUUUUAAAUCUUAUUUCUCCGUAUUUGCUCUAUUUUUUAUUUUUACUAAGCUGACAGCGCUAUCUCUGUUUGUGAUGGAAGUGGAAGUGAAGGAUAUAAUAGAAAAAUCUUUGAAAAAGGCAAAGGAUCAUGAUAGUCUUGGGCAUGUUGGAAAGGCUUAUGCUUAUUAUACUGUUGUAGCAGAACUAUGUUCUCCAAAAAGAGCAGAAAUAGAAGAAGCAUUUACAGAUGUUUUAUGUGAAUGGUGUAUGCAAUUGGAGGUCAAUAAUAGGUUUUCUGAUCUUCUGUUAUGUUAUAAACAUUCUUUAGAUAUUUACCCAAAUAAUCCACGUAUGCUAAAUAAUUUUGCAGCGCAUCUUCUAAGGAAUAACGAUCCUAUGAGAGCAAUACCUUAUUUGAAAAAAGCCUUGAGAGUUGAUCCUACUUUUCUACCUGCAGAACGAAAUUUGCAAAAUGCACAUAGUAUGGCUGUAGCUAGAUGGCACUUUCCAAUGUUGAACGAUAAGCAAAGAAAUAAUGCAUUUGCACAAGCAAUACAUAAAAGAAUUUCUGAAGGCUAUGACACCGUUUUAGAUGUAGGAACUGGCACAGGUCUUCUAAGCUUAUAUGCGAAAGAUGCAGGAGCCAAAAAAAUUUAUGCAUGUGAAUAUUCAACAGUAAUGGUUAACAUAGCAAAAGAUGUAUUUGAGCGCAAUAAUGCAAAAGAUAUAAAAUUGAUACCUAAGCUUUCUUCAAAUCUUAGAAUACCAGAUGAUAUUCCAGAAAGAUUGAAAUUGAUAGUAACCGAAACAUUUGAUGCUGGUUUGUUUGGGGAAUUAAUAAUACCAUCUAUGAUUAGUGCACACAAAAAUAUUUUAAGUAAAGAUGGUAUGAUUAUACCUAUGAGAGCCACUCUUUACAUGGCUGCUGUUGAAUGUGAAUAUAUCCGAUACAGGUCAUCAGUUUUAUUUAACAAAAUAAAAGAAGAAUGCUCUCUUAGUUUUGAUAAUGUGCUUAUAAUACCAGACGAUGAAUAUUAUGAUACAGAAAAUCUUGAAAAUGUUAAAAUCAAUCAUAUAACAGAACCACAAGUAUUAUUACAUGUUAAUUUUAAUGAUAUAUAUGAAUUACAAGAAUUUGCAAAAGAUGGCAUAAAAGCUAUACGAUGUGUCAAAUGCAGAUAUGAUGGUAUUAUAGAUGGAUUGGUAACUUGGUUCAAACUACAUCUUGAUGAAGAAAUCGUAAUAGAUACAUCAGAAGCAAAUUCUUGUUGGCAACUGGCUGUAUUUCCAACAAUUCCAGCAGUCUGUAAAGAAGGUGAUAACUUAACAAUUAAGACUGAAGUACAUAAUGGAAAAUUAAAGUGUUCUUACACAUUAAGCACAUUUAAAUCUGAUAUUGAUUCUAAAUGUACAUAUCGUUUACCAAGAGAAAUAAUAAUGUUCCUUAAUGAUCUUGAAUAUAUUAAAUCUCUUAUUCAAAUUAGCAAAUCUCAUGAAACUAGGAAAUUAAAUUGUAUUUUGGAUACCUCACCAUUUCCUAUCUAUGGUUUGAUGCAAUUGAAAAAAAAUAAACAUAGUGAAAUUUUAUAUUAUGAAAGUAGUAAUUUAAUACUUUGUCAUCUUGUUGAACAAAUUAUUAAAGAAAAUGAAAUCCAAGGUACAGCUUAUGCUGUAUCUGAUUAUCGUCAAAUUCAACACCCUGUAGAUAUCAUACUUUUUCAUAAUUUUGAUAUGAAGGGAGAAUUAAAAGAUUGGGGCCAAGAUAGUUGUCAUGAACUUUUCAGCUAUUUAUUAAAACCAGAGGGCAUUAUAUUACCAGAGAAAGUAUUUUUGAUGGGACAACUUAUAUUCUCAGAAGAUUUACCUAAAAUAGUAUCUGUGAAAGAUGCAAAUAUUCAGUGGGAAAAAAAUACAACGAAUAAAUCAAAUUUUCAUAAGCAUAAUGAAUAUAUUAAUGUUGUGACAAAUAUUAAAAAUAGAUAUUCAAGUUACAAGAUUGCAGAAUAUAUUAAUGAAUAUAAGAUAGAUCAAAUAUUUGACUUAAAUUUAAGUCUGUAUUCUUAUAUACCUUUAUCUGAAGUACAUACAUUAAUAGAAAUAAGAGAAAAUGAAAAAACGCAAUCUGUUGUAAAUUUUAGAAAAAUAGGCAAUAAUAAUAAGCAAUUAUAUCCAAAUGCUCUUAUUUGUUGGUAUAAAAUUGAACUUACAUCAGAUCAUGUACAUUAUACAAAAAGAAAUGAUUCUUUUAUGAAUCAUAUGGCAUUAGUAUUAGAGGAUGAAUUGCAAAAUAUGAUUCAAGCAGAUAAUGAAGUAAAGAUUAAAAUACAACAAGUCAAAGGUCUAGUAAGUAUCAAAUUGAUUACUGAAUGAAACAAAAAGUACUGAAUUAUAUAUAUAUAUAUGUGCAUUUUUAGUUUUAUAAAUAUGACUUUAUUUUAUAGCAAUUAUAUAACAAAAUAAUAAAAAUAUAAUAUUAUAAAAUUACUAACAUAAUUAAUAUAUGUUUUAUAAAUAAGUGUUUUUCUGCUAUGAUAAAUAUAUGGAUCAAAAUAAAAUAAUUUACAUUAAAAAUAUUUAUAUAUAAUAAUUUAAUAAAUAAACCAAUAUAUAAUAAAAUAUUUGUUAUGUGAAUAUAAAUUACAAGUAAAAGGAUUUCAAACAA